This is a messenger RNA of Chaetomium strumarium, 2150 nucleotides long. RefSeq lists its product as uncharacterized. The transcript has 3 exons. Gene Ontology annotation, molecular function: mRNA binding. Lineage: Eukaryota; Fungi; Ascomycota; Sordariomycetes; Sordariales; Chaetomiaceae. The coding region runs from base 209 to 1687 and encodes 492 amino acids. The record is from RefSeq and is a predicted model, not a curated record.
CGCCUUAGACCCCGCUUAAAUUCUGUGCGAUAAGACGUGAAUUUUCUGACUUUUCCUUAUCAGCCGACUGCCACUCUACCGCAGCCUUUUUCUUCUCCUCUUCUCCCGCAGAAACUUCCCACCCUCUCUCUCUCUCUUUUCAUCCUCUCCCAAGAAUCACUUUGCACGAACAACUUCCCGAUUCCAACCUCCAUCUACAUCUUCCAUCAUGGGCAAGACAAAAGACACCAAGGCCGUCAAGGCUAAGUCUGCACCCGCAAAGGCUGCCGCGCCCGUCAAGGCCGCUGUGACCAAGGUUGAGAAGUCGGUCGCUAAGUCGGCCAAGGAUGUGGCCAAGAAGGCCACUACCUCCAAGGAGAAGGCUGUCGGCAAGAAGGCCAAGAAGGUCGAGACUGAGUCGGAGAGCGAGUCCGAUUCCGACUCGGAGUCUGAGGCCAGCGCUAGCAGCUCCGAUGAGGCCGACGGUGGCGCCUCCCUGUCUUCCUCUGACUCGGAGUCUGAUUCCGAUUCCGAGUCUGAGUCGGACGUUGAGAUGACCGACGCGAAACCCGAGAAGAAGGCCGUGGUGACUAAUGGCAAGGCUAAGGUCAACGGUGCCGCGAAGGAGAGCUCCGAUUCCUCCGAUUCCUCCGACUCUGAGUCUGAUUCCGAUGAUGAAUCCGACGAGGAGGAGAAGCCUACCAAGGCUGCCAAGGAGGUGAAGGGCAAGGCCGUGAAGGUCGAGUCCGACGAUGAGUCUGAGGACGACGAUGAGGAUGAGGACGACUCGAGCGAGUCCGAAUCUGACGAUUCCGAUUCGGAGGAGGAGUCCGAGUCCGCUGAGGAAAAGCCUGCGGUCGCUGAGAAGCCCUCGAAGAAGAGGAAAGCCGAGGAGGAGCCUGAGGCGGCCUCCAACAAGAAGAGCAAGUCGGAUGGCGAGGCUUCCGAGAAGAGCGCUACCCUCUGGGUUGGCAACCUCGGCUGGGCCAUUGACGACAAUGCCCUGUACGAAGAGUUCCAGAACAACGCGGGCAUUGUCAGUGCUCGCGUCGUCACGGACAAGGAAUCUGGUCGUUCGCGCGGCUUUGGCUACGUCGACUUCGAAAGCCCCGAGGCCGCUGAGAAGGCCUACAACGAGAAGAACGGCGCCUUCCUUCAGGGCCGUGACAUGCGGCUCGACUUCGCGGGCAAGCCCAGCACCGAUGGCGCGCCCAAUGCUAAGGCCGCCGAUCGUGCCCGCAAGCACGGUGAUGUCAUCAGCCCACCGAGCGAUACUCUCUUCGUCGGCAACCUUCCCUUCAGUGCCAGCGAGGACUCCGUCUCGGCCUUCUUCAACGAGGUCGCUCAGGUCCAAAGCCUCCGGCUUCCGACCGAUCAGGAAUCUGGUCGGCCCAAGGGCUUCGGCUAUGUGACAUUCUCAUCGGUUGAGGAUGCUAAGCAGGCCUUCGAGUCUCUCAAUGGCGCCGACAUUGAUGGCAGGCCUGUCCGUCUGGACUUCGCCAAACCCCGUGACAACAACGGUGGCGGCGGUGGCUUCGGCGGCGGUCGCGGUGGUGGCCGUGGCGGCUUUGGUGGCCGUGGCGGCGGCCGCGGUGGCGGACGUGGUGGCUUUGGUGAUCGUGGUGGCCGUGGCGGACGUGGUGGUCGUGGCGGGUUCGGUGGGAACCGGGGUGGCGGUGGUUUCCAAGGCAAGAAGAUCACUUUCUAAGAAAGUGACGAGACACAGCCGCACAUGAGGGAUCGCAACGAGGGCUCUGCACAGUUCCAUCCGAGGGCUUGUGGGUUGUCGGCUUUUAAACUCUAACUCCCCUUAGCCGGGAGUCGUGGGCUUUGAGAGACAGCUUCUUUGCAAAGAAGCAGCGAUAUACCUGAGGGCUUGAUCUUGACUCGGGGGCUGGUUGGCUCUUUGACAGCUCCAAGACGCAUCGGCUCAGUGCGAUGCUGGACCUUUCGCCUCAUUGGGCGGUCGGACAUUUGGUCCUGACACGUUGAUAACGAUGGGUUUCCCUGCACUCUGUGGGCUCGUUGGCUCGUGGGUUCCGUGGCAUCUCUGGCACCGGAGCAUGGAAGCUGGCCGGCUGAUCACCGACCGCGCUUACACUCCAUCGCCUGUGGGCUUUCUGAACGUUCUGAGGGCUUCGAGGGCUUCGAGGGCUUUUGUCUCGGCGGGC